AUGUCUUCACGUUUUUAUCUACCCACCGGUCAGUACUAUUGUGUACAGCCUUCAUCCACCCCUAGUGUUUCAGACCAAGAGUGGCUUGAUUACGGGUGUCUUAAUGGAAAUAGCACACACCAGCAAGCAUACCCUUUCCAAAACUAUGAGCCUCGUACACAACAGGAUAGUACUUGCCUCCUGUCCUGGGACCAGUUCAAGAAUCAUAUACCUGGAAUAUUAGCUGCUCCCAUCCCUGGUGCUAAUGUAGAGCCGCAUUUUCAGGGUUCUCCAUCGUUGCCACCGCUUGGUCCAACUUCCCCAGGAUCUUCUCAAGGCCACGAUGAAAAUGAUUCUGAUUAUCAGCCGGAAACAGCCCAACAACAAGUACAAUAUGAUCCUCAUAAUCCAUCGUCUCAAAACACCAGAGCUUCCGGUCUAAGCCCUACAAAGAGGCACAUAUGCCCUAAGUGUCUGUAUAAAACGGAUAAGAAAUCUAAUCUUGCUAGACAUUUGGAAACCCACUCGGGCAACAGAAGUUUGUUUUGCUGCCCUAAAUGUCCAAAAAAAUACACUAAAAACUACAAUCUUAAAAGACAUAUCAAGCAGCGCAAAUGUUAA
This is a messenger RNA of Phycomyces blakesleeanus NRRL 1555(-), 600 nucleotides long. Its product is annotated as C2H2-type zinc finger transcription factor. The record is from RefSeq and is a predicted model, not a curated record. Lineage: Eukaryota; Fungi; Mucoromycota; Mucoromycetes; Mucorales; Phycomycetaceae. The coding region runs from base 1 to 600 and encodes 199 amino acids. The transcript is spliced from 5 exons.